Molecule: messenger RNA, 2213 nt
Organism: Paramecium pentaurelia
Lineage: Eukaryota; Ciliophora; Oligohymenophorea; Peniculida; Parameciidae
Source: the annotation of a GenBank genome assembly
AUGCUCUUCUCAAUCUCACCUUAACCUCCAUUUCAAAUUCAUCAUAGAAAACAAACUACUUUUCAAGUUAUCAAUAUGGUUGAUCAUCCAAUCCUUUUUAGAUUCAAAAAUGAUAAUCUUCUAAGAAUAAUGCCUUCUUAUGGUAUGAUUGCUCCCAACGAAAGGAAAUUAAUUUCUGUUACCAAUAAAACUAGUCAAUUUGAUAUUGAUGUUUUAUUAGAAGCUAUUAAUUAUGUUGAAGAAUAUCUUGAUAUGCUUGAGUAUUCCAACCCACAAUUAUGGGUUGAAAAAUAACCUGGUGUAUUAUCAACUCAAAUAUGUUCUAUAAGAAUGAACAUCAAUACAGAUUCAUCUAGCACCUAGUAAUCAGAUAAAAAACAAACUUUUGAAGAAGUUAUGAAAUAAGAACCUAUGCAAUUACAAAGAUCAUAACACACUUUUAGUCGGUUAUAAGAAUAAAUUGUUCAUAAAAAUAGUCUUGAUGGUUAAGAAAGUAGAACUUCAAAUAUAUUUAAUAAUAAUCCAAGUAUAAGUCCCAUACUGUAGGAUGCAAGCAGAUUAAGUGCUAAUAUGAGUAGAGAUGUAAAAUAACCGACCUUUUUUACAGAAGCUUAUGAGAUACCUCAAGAGCCUAUUGAAAAAUUCUAAGAUAAAAUGGAUCCUGAAUAAAGUUAUAAUAAUGAACCUUAUGAAUCUGGUAAUUUUAGAUGCAAUGAUGAAGAACGAUCAAAUCAUGAAGUAUCAGGAAUACGAUCUUAAACUUCUAUUAUGAAAGUUGAAUAAGCGUAAUUAAUUUCUACUUUAAAAUAAAAAGAACAAUAGAUUCUCAAGUAAAUUGAUUAAAUCAAGACAAGCAAAGAUUAGUUGAAUGAUGAAUUAGAAAAAUUAAAAUUUAAAGCAAUGUUCAAAAAUAAAGAUAACAAUAAAUGUAAGACAAUUAUAAUUAUUUAUAGAGGAUUAAUAAAUAUUAAUUGGACAUCUAUUAAUCGUUAGUGUUAUAUGUCUAAUUUUAGGAGCAUUGUUAAAAAAGAUUUAAUAACUUUUUUNGAGCUGCGUAUGUACAUGCAGCUUCAGAUGUAGCUUAAUCUGCAAUUGGUCUAGUGUCUUUUGCUGCUUUGGCCAUUUGAUUUUUUAAAAUAUUAAUUAAAAAAAGAUAUACAAAUUAAUGCUCUUCUCAAUCUCACCUUAACCUCCAUUUCAAAUUCAUCAUAGAAAACAAACUACUUUUCAAGUUAUCAAUAUGGUUGAUCAUCCAAUCCUUUUUAGAUUCAAAAAUGAUAAUCUUCUAAGAAUAAUGCCUUCUUAUGGUAUGAUUGCUCCCAACGAAAGGAAAUUAAUUUCUGUUACCAAUAAAACUAGUCAAUUUGAUAUUGAUGUUUUAUUAGAAGCUAUUAAUUAUGUUGAAGAAUAUCUUGAUAUGCUUGAGUAUUCCAACCCACAAUUAUGGGUUGAAAAAUAACCUGGUGUAUUAUCAACUCAAAUAUGUUCUAUAAGAAUGAACAUCAAUACAGAUUCAUCUAGCACCUAGUAAUCAGAUAAAAAACAAACUUUUGAAGAAGUUAUGAAAUAAGAACCUAUGCAAUUACAAAGAUCAUAACACACUUUUAGUCGGUUAUAAGAAUAAAUUGUUCAUAAAAAUAGUCUUGAUGGUUAAGAAAGUAGAACUUCAAAUAUAUUUAAUAAUAAUCCAAGUAUAAGUCCCAUACUGUAGGAUGCAAGCAGAUUAAGUGCUAAUAUGAGUAGAGAUGUAAAAUAACCGACCUUUUUUACAGAAGCUUAUGAGAUACCUCAAGAGCCUAUUGAAAAAUUCUAAGAUAAAAUGGAUCCUGAAUAAAGUUAUAAUAAUGAACCUUAUGAAUCUGGUAAUUUUAGAUGCAAUGAUGAAGAACGAUCAAAUCAUGAAGUAUCAGGAAUACGAUCUUAAACUUCUAUUAUGAAAGUUGAAUAAGCGUAAUUAAUUUCUACUUUAAAAUAAAAAGAACAAUAGAUUCUCAAGUAAAUUGAUUAAAUCAAGACAAGCAAAGAUUAGUUGAAUGAUGAAUUAGAAAAAUUAAAAUUUAAAGCAAUGUUCAAAAAUAAAGAUAACAAUAAAUGUAAGACAAUUAUAAUUAUUUAUAGAGGAUUAAUAAAUAUUAAUUGGACAUCUAUUAAUCGUUAGUGUUAUAUGUCUAAUUUUAGGAGCAUUGUUAAAAAAGAUUUAAUAACUUUUUUGA